AUGAAACCCAGUACUGUUAUUGUGGACAUGCCUCUCGAGAUCCUCCCAUUCCGUGUGGUACUCCUCCACCGUACUGUGAUCGGCCCUGUUCGAAGCCUCGGCCUUGUGGUCAUCCCUGUCCCUCGAAUAUUGGUCGACAAGGAGUGUGGUGGUGGUCAUGGCGCUAUGAGAAGGGUACCUUGCCAUGUUACUAACGUUAGUUGUGGGGCUCCCUGUGGGAAGAUGCUCCCUUGUGGUCGUCACUGGUGCCAAAGGGUCUGCCAUGGUGCUCCCUGUUUGCCUGAGGGGAAGGUGUGUGAACAGAAGUGUCUGAAGCCGAGACCAUCUUGUGGACAUCCUUGCAAUGAGAAGUGCCACGAUGGACCGUGUCCGAAUACUAAAUGCAAGGCAACGGUGACGGUCUCGUGUCCCUGUGGUCGGCGUAGGGAACUACGACCGUGUGGCCUUCUACCGGGGGAUGUGAAUGCGGUCCCGGAGGAGCUUGAGUGCACUGAAGACUGCGAGAGGGAAAUGCGACAAGCGCAAUUACGGCUAGCAUUCGCAUUUGGUGACAACACUGGGUCGGAUGAGCACUACUCGGGCGACCUUGUGGCUGUGGCGGAGAGAAACGCUGAGUGGCUAGCCUCUAUGGAGAAGCAUUUGACUACAGCAGUGGUCCAGCGUCCGGUCUCCAUGUCUCUGCCAGAGAUUAAGGACCCGGAGCGAAGACAGUUGUUGUUGGAUUAUGCCCAACAGCACUACAGGCUGGAGUGUGUCGCUGACAGUGACGGGGUGGUCACAUUGAGGUGGCUCUCGGGUGCAAGGAGACCACAUCCAACACUGAGUGAAGUUAUUGCAAUGGAGCCUCCGUCGACUCGGUUGCCUUAUACGAUUGACUUCGACCCGCAGGAGUGUCCGAGAAUAGUGGUGGAGACGGGGACCGCCGCUGCGAGCUUACGAGGCGAGAUCUACCAGAGAUUGCGAAAUUGGCUGGGCCAGUUUAGAUGUCGGCGAGAUGGUCGUAACCUACUGGUUGAGUUUACUUCUGAGAAAGCAGCGCGAGAGGCGUUUAGGCACUUGAAAGCUAAGUUGGGCAGCGACGUGAUAAGCCCGUUGAAGCACGCGUACCUUGAGAACGCAUCUCUAUGGUGGUCGAGGGUCGUUGCUAGUGUGAAGCGAUUCAAUCGAUCUCGUAUGGACUAUAUGCGUCUAGCAUGGCCUGUUGAAUGGACCAUCUUCAAGAAGGGUGCAUGGUGGGGUAUUGUGUUCUUCAUUAUAACACUUCUGAUUCACAACUGGGUUCAUAACUGUGUUUAUAUGCUUGCUGGGCAGUACGGUGUAUACGGUCCGUAUGGCCGUCCUGGCAACCCCGUUGUGGACAUUCUAUUCGAGCUCUUCGGCCCUGAGCCAGCGGAGUGGAGUCCGGCUCCUGGCGAUAUCAUCCUGUAUGUUACAGUUCUCAUGGGUGUGUUCUAUGCCCUACGCCCUUUACUCUUCCCCUUCCCAUUCCGUACGAUGAACAUUCUAUGGCGUUGGACGGUGGUGGCGAGUUUGGCAACUUAUGCGAGGCUGGCAUCCUUCAUAUUCACGAUCUUGCCUGGUCCAGCUGAGCAUUGCUCCGAAGCAAACUUCAACCCGCCGACAACGGCUGGCGAGAUCUUCGCACGUAUAUUCGUUUCUGGAGGCUGCAGUGACCUCAUCUUCUCGGGCCAUAUGCUCUACGUUAUCACUGUUACAUGCGCCUUGUUCCGCUAUGCUGAGCACUGGUCCAUUAAAUACUUUGCAUUGGUACUCAACAUACUCCAAGGCAUUCUCAUCAUCGCCUCACGUCGACACAACACUGUGGACGUGGUUGUUGCUGCGUAUUCAGUGCCCUGCAUCUGGUGUACUUUUGCUUAUUUCGUUCCUAAUGAUUUCGAGGUAGAAGUUCCUCCAGAGAUCACCGGUCAGUCUCGAAAGGCAUCUCCCAGGGCGGAGACAGAGGCCGGUUGCUCUAACGCUACACCAGAUUCCCCACCCAUCCGAGCUAGUGGUUCGACUGCUGUAUCCGAUAUAGAGCUCGGCUGUGGUGUUCCUAAUGUUCCUCUAACAAACUACGCAUCAUGA
This is a messenger RNA of Perkinsus marinus ATCC 50983, 2085 nucleotides long. RefSeq lists its product as hypothetical. NCBI's taxonomy places the organism in Eukaryota, Perkinsozoa, Perkinsida, Perkinsidae. Gene Ontology annotation, biological process: negative regulation of transcription by RNA polymerase II. Gene Ontology annotation, molecular function: RNA polymerase II transcription regulatory region sequence-specific DNA binding; DNA-binding transcription factor activity, RNA polymerase II-specific; zinc ion binding. Gene Ontology annotation, cellular component: nucleus. The record is from RefSeq and is a predicted model, not a curated record. Bases 1 to 2085 code for a protein of 694 amino acids. The transcript has 11 exons.